UUUGUAGCCUGAUAAAACAUGCCACUUUAGAAAAGAACACGUGAAACUUGUGUUUUAAAGGACAUCUUCCCAACAUAAAUCACCACUGGAGGUCAACAAAAUGGCACCUGCUUCCUCUCUUUGGCAGAUUUCGACGAUGGUUAUUAUGUCGUCACACCACAGGAAGUGACAUCACAUGUUGACAGCGCGGUUGGGACACGCCUCCGCGGAGGGAGGAUGGGAUUGUUUUGAGGGUGCGAGCUGAGUCGUGCCACAGUCGGAGGCAGACGUCGGAGCUGCGCGGCUGUGUUUGUGUGUGUAUCUGCAUGCAUCGUGCUCCCGCUCGGAUGCUAAUUCCCCGCUCCUGAUUGGACUUAAAGAGGACAGCUGGGGUUGUCUUUUUUUUUGGGGGGGGGGGGGUGCAUGCUGGGAGCUCCGCCAGGGAAUCAUCACAACAAUAUUAAUAAUAAAAGGUGUCGGGAGGGUGGGGGGGAUAAUCUUACGCCACGCUUGAACAAUGUUCCGCCGGAUUCUCCGUGUGCUCACAAAGGCUUUUCCCGCUCGUUAAUGGACCGAUGGGGGGACGCGGCGGCGGCUUGCCAUGCUUGAAUCCCACCUCCGCGUCCCAGAGCUUCUUGGUGACCGCUUCCAGAUCCACCGAGGACCCCCCCAGUACCCUCCCCUCACCCCCUCACCCUCAACCAUCCCUUUUGUCCCUGGUCUGUACCUCUGGCUACUUGAGUGUAUUCACCCCUUCUGACGCCUAAAUGAUCUCGUGGACCUCCUCGCUGCUCCGCCGCCGCCCCCUGAGCCCCUCCACAUUCCGGCAUGUUGCUUCACCGGGGUUGAUCCCCCUUUCACUCUCCCGUUACCCACCCUCCUUCCAAUCUGCUGUCCUCUGACCCUUUUGUUUUUAUCACCCCCCUACCCUUUUCACCCUCUUUCUCCCAAACUCCUUUCCCCCCAUGACCAUGUUGCCAUGUGUCUGCUGGCUCCAGCCUGUCCUCAUGGUGCUGACGUCUGUGUUCUGGACCCGGGGGGAGAACUGCCCAGCGACCUGCCUGUGCCCGGACCCCCACACGGUGGACUGCAGCGGACGCGGGCUGACCCACCUCCCGGACGAGAUCCCCCUGGACGUCCGCCGGCUCCUGCUGGCCGACAAUUGGAUACCCCUCAUCCCCUCCGACUUCCUCGUUCUGUACAGUGACUUGGUCUACCUGGACUUGCGGAACAACACGCUCUCCUACAUUGAACCGGGGACCCUCAGCACCUCCUCCAGGCUGGUCUUCCUGGACCUCGGCAGCAACAACUUGACAGAAAUCCCCAAGGGCACGUUUGGGGAGUCCCGAAGCUUGAUCAAACUGCGACUGGGCAACAACCCUUACCUGAGCAUGGUGAGCGAGGACGCCUUCUUGGGCCUCACGUCUCUCCGGGAAUUGGAACUGGAGCGUAACGCGCUGUCGAGCCUCAAGGUGGGCGCGCUAAAUCAGCUGCCCUCCCUGCGGGUGGUGAGGCUGGAGGGCAACCCCUGGGUGUGCAACUGCAACUUUGCCAGCCUGUUUGGAUGGCUCAUGGAGAACAAUCACAAGCUUCCCAACGGAGUGGAAGGCAUGGAGUGCUCCCUCCCCAUGGACGGCCGCCGCGUGUCCCUGACCCAGCUCUCCAAGGACAGCUUCCGCGAGUGCCAGGCAAGCCUGACUCUAACAGACCUGCUCAUCAUCAUUUUCUCGGGCAUCUCCGUGUCUGUGGUAGCCAUCAUGACCAGCUUCUUCCUGGCUUCCACCGUCCACUGCUUCCAGCGCUGGAGUAAAGGCUCCAAGGGCGACGAGGAGGAGAGCGAAGAGUGAAAAGGAUGUACUUUUAUAAAGGGCUCGUCUGAUCCGGAUGUUUCUUGUGUGGACAAGACUCCACAGACAGAAAGAAGUGUGCAACGCAGUGACAGAUUUGUGCUGCUUCCUACCUGGUGAACGUCCAGGAUUGUUUUAUGGAAGGAUCUCAGCCUGGUACCAUUCUUAAUUUCUUUGCAAAGGGGCAUCUAAGUACAGUAUUGUAUGAAAAGUCAAUCCUGAGGAGUAGAUAAUAUUAGUGGGCUGCUCAGCUCCACUCCAAAUGAUUUCACUUUUUUCAAACAUAGCUUGGGUAGCAAUUUGCAUAGUUUGCUAUAAAAGAAGCCACAGCGAAAAGUUUGGGCUGUGUUCACACCUGUAGCUUGGUACUCUUGUUCGGACCAAAGUUUAUAAAAAAGAUAUCAAAGAUACUGUCCUAUUAGGUGAGGUUGGAUUUUUAUCAUCGUACUAAUUUUCACAAAACUCAAAUUGUCCAAACCAGCAAAGAUGUCAGAUGUGUAGAAAUGAGCUAAGGCCAAUCGCCUUUUGAAAAUUAUUUUCCUAUGUUUAAUAAUGUAUACAGUUUCGCUUUUUGGCUUGAACUAGUGAGGGAAAAAACAAUCUUCUUUUCUACGAUAUUCUAAUUUGUUGAGAUGAACCUGUUCAAAUAGUUUGGUCUCUUGAGUGCCUGCCUGCCCUUCCAAGUGUGUCCACUGCAUGUCCCACAUGCACAGAUCCUCAACAUUAAUUGACCAGGGCAAUUUGGUAGCUCGUUAAUGAAGUGUUGCCUCCAUGAGUGAAAAUACAAUUGAGACUUUUACUGUCUUUAUGGGUUGUUGUUUUGUUUUUUUCUAACUCUAGACUCCUGCAACAUCCUGCUAACAAAAGCCGUACUUGGCUCUCUGGGGUGUAGUGAGCAGUAUUUCAUUUGCAUGAGACAGGCCCGCCCCCUCAAAACAGGCUCAGGCUUGAAAAACAGGGUGAAAGGAAGCGAUAAAGCUUGAUUUUGACAAAAUCGUGUCACAUACAUCAUUCAAGUCCUUGCGAAGUGAAAGUAAAUAUGGCUUCUACAUUAGACACGCCACAAAGAAGAGUGUUGUUAACAACCCUGGCAAAUUGGACUCGUUAAAAGAACCAGCAAGUGUGUACAGUAAAAAGAGGCUUAACAAUCAUGGCAAAUCAAGCCAUUGUCUCUGCUCUCAAACGCUGUGGGCAUGUCCACUGAAUCUGUGAAAUCACGCCCCACUGAAAAAUGGAUGCUACUUCGUCUAGCAUCUUUUUUUAUGCCUACAUAGCUCUACGUGUGGCAGCUGCAAAAAUACAGUACUGUAUAUCUGCUUAAAGCCACCAGUGGCUGGAAUAUUCCCCACCGGGUCGUCGCAGGGCUUUCUACGCCGCGACGAGAGGAGCUAGCCACCAGUUAGCUUGUGAGCUAACAGGCUCGGGCCUAGUAAUAAUGACAAAGUAACUCGAAACCUGGUCUGUGUCUGCGCUCCAUGUUAACUGAACCCUAGUCCACAUAUAAGUGAACCGAGACCACCUGCUCGAGAGGUCUCGGUCCGCUUGUUUGGUUCAAAUGUGAGCCUUGUUACACUCGACCCAUACAAGUGUGAACACAACCGUUACCAUCAACUUUUCUGAGGGUUACUGUGACACUACAAGAUGAUCAUACCCUAUGAAAUAUCCGAAAGACGUCAGACAGACCAAUGACCUCAAUAUUUAUUCCCCCCUUCCCUGUAUGACAUCACAUCCUGUCAUUCACGCCGUCUGUUUUGCUACCAGGCGAGAAAAAAAGGACAUGUACAACGGACGGGCAAAUUCCACGGUAUACUAUAUAGUCACACACAUGUAUGUGGAAAAUGAAAACAAGCAUCAUCGUAUAAAUCCAGAGAAUAUACUCUUUCAUUAGCGUGAUGUAGAAAGCUUAACUAGCUCUGAGUAUAAUCCUCACAAUUAGGGCAAAAAAACCAAAACAAAAAAUGUGGUAUUAUAAAUGAAGAGUACAUGUACAACUCUCGUGUCAAUGAAUGCACUUUAAAUGGUGAAUCUAAUUAUGUGACAGCCCUAAUUACACCAUUCCGACUGCUUUUGUACUCAUCUGCCAAAGAUCAGGUUGAAGUGAAGCGAGCCUGUAGGAUUUGGAUUUGAUCUCUUUCUCUCAUUUCAGCGUUUCCAACUCAAUGAGCCAUCAUUGUCACUUUACCGAAACCCUUUGACAUACGCAAGAGCCCCCAUAAUAACCAGUCCCUUAAUAAAUCAUCGUUACCACGGGAAUCGCCGUUCCCUUGUCGUGCUUUUAAUAGUGUUCUUCCGAGGUAUGAAGCUAAUGAUUUUACAGGAGAGGUUUGAUUAACAAAAAAACAUGACAGCCGCAUUUCUCAUUUUGAUUGAAGGUGACCUGAAUGUGUUAAUUGCAUUCUGGGUUGAGCAAUGCUCAAAACCUGGACUGCUGGUGUUUGCAUUAAAGAAUUGUGCAGUGAGGUGGGAAUAAUUGUGUCACACUGAGAUAAGGAAAGGAAAGAAUGAGAAAAAAAAAAAACAUGUCAAGAUACAGGAUGUGUUGGUUGGUUUAGAAACAAUAUGUUGUGGUGACCUUGAGGGUGAAGCAUUCCCAACGUGUGUCUGGCAAAAGAAGACGAGGAAUGAAAGAUAGCCAUCUUUAUGUCACCAUAACAUGCAAAAUCACUGGUAAAGCGGGGUGUGGACAUAUACGGACAAUCAUGACACAUUUCAACAUUUUCCUUCCCUUUAGAUUAAAGUUAGCAAAGGCCUGAUGAGCAGAAGUCUGUAAAAGAUGAUCCUGAGCGCUUAUCUUGUGGUGGUGUUGGUUGUUUCUUCUCCGAUAGGAUCGGAAAAUAAUCAAUUGUAAAUCGUCACGAUCGCAAUUCCUUAUGUUUGCGGUCAACACUGAUUUCGGCCAAGCCACGGUCUCCGGGAUUGUUAAAUGAAACGGAACAAUAGCAAAUUAGGAAGCAACCUGUAUUUUCCUGAUCUCGUAAACACUGUAUGCCCUGUAGUGCCAUGCUGCCUCUCAUAGGUCAAUCUUAGUACUCAGCGGGAGGAGCCUCACAAUUGUCGUCGGAAAUAUUGUGUAUGUGUGGUGUGCUGUAUUCGUCAUCUCAAGUAUACCACAAACUAUAAGACACGUAUGAACAGCUGCUGAUGUGUUUUCAUUGUCAUAUGUGGGGUCUCUCACGUUUAAAAAAAAAUCGGUUACGAUAUUAUCAAUCGGCAUGUGUGUACCCCGCUUAAAAUCUGUUGUGAGUUAACUGUGCUGCAAACCUAAAAAAAAUAAAAAUAAAUCACCUUAAAUUCUCAUUUUAACUACUGUUCAAAAUUCUAAUGAGCUUCUUUGUUUAUCCUAAUAUUUUUGUUGCCCAAAAUGUGUGUUGUUGUUUCAUUUUAUGGGACAUGAAAGCAAAUGGGGUUUCAUCCAUCAAGCUUUGUAAACAAGCUAGACGACAUACCUUGGCAGAUAAAUAGGUGGUAACCAAACCACAGGAAACAAGAGGUAUUUAAAACAGGGAGGGGAUACAAAAUCUACGCCCACACUAAGGAUAUCUGUAAUGUUCGCUGAAAUUCGCCAAAAGGUACAGCUAUAAAGUCGGGGUCCUGAGGUUUAUGUCAUGGCAUUCACCAUUUCAAGGUUAUGGACCGCAUGCUAUAAACUAGUUUGCACAGCGGCAAAAGAAGGCAAUGUUCAGUUACCGCCGUACUUACUGUUUUAGCAUAUAUUUUGUUUUAUAUUUUUGGUCUUGAUGUGCUUAUCAUACAAAUAUUUACUGUAAUUAUGCCAUUGACUACUGCAUUUGCAUAGGUUAGGAAUAGGCUACGACUUUUUUGGACAAACAAACAAAUUCAGAUCAUGGUGUCAGUCUGAGAAACUGAAUUUUGUCCUAAACCGAGGACCCCCUGUAAACUCGUCACAAAAUGUCUGGUUUUCCCUGACACCAAUAUGACAACUCAUACGCCGCACUUUGUGAUGUCGCUCUUCUACAAACACAGCAAGGAGAAAAUUGGAUGCUAUUGUCUGUGAAAUAAAGAGGAUAGUGUGCCAAAGCCCUGCCGCGAAUAGCGAAAAUCAGCGAGUAAAUGACGCCUCCUCCCUGCACGGUUUAGAAUUGCCUAUAGUUGCACAAAGAUUUUGGCAAAUCACUUACAUGAAUCUCCUCAACUUAGGUAAACAUAGUUUUGGGGCACAAAUACUUUUCUUGUAGACAUGGCUUUGGCCUGAGAACGAAAACAGCAAAUGGGUAAAUCUGAGUCGCAAAUUUGUGGAGAAUCACUGUACUGAUGAAGGUCUCUUAUUUCCUGGAAUGUCGACGUAUUUUGGUUGGCUAGCGAACUACGCUCCCUACUGACUUGGACUUGUCCCCCCUGCCCUCUGCCACUUGCUUUGACAUUACAGUGAAUAAUCACUGGUUACUCAGAAAAGUGGUGGGAAUUUGUAGAUCCCACAGCUGAUUAGCAUAACGGCGCUAUGAAAGAAGCUAGUUCACGUGUUCCGGAAUCAAAUGGCACAAAAUCCCAAGACGUUGAGUGUUUUAUUUUCUCCUUCAACAGACGUUUCUGUCAGUGCAGAGGAAAGAAUCCAAGAGGGACUUUGUUUUUAUACAUAUCAUUAUGGGUUCCAACUACUGUGUAGUUGCUGUAUUGACAAACUCUUACGUUAGCUUAGCUCUUUGCUCUGGAUGCAUAUGUUCGCAUGACAUGACUUCAUUUCUCUCGCAAACACCGGGACAUUAGAGCAUGCACUGCUGCAUUAACUACUCUUAGAUUCAUGUCUAUUUUUAUAUUAAACCUUUCCGAAUGGAGUGUUCAUUUACUGCCAGGCCCCUCUGGGUCAGUGUUGACAUUGCGGACCCCCAGUGGCCACCUCUCGCGUACGGCUUUGUCAGAUGGCUAUUGAAGACGCCCCAUCUUAAAGAGAGGUGACAGGUCAGAGUCAAAUGAAGAUUAUAAACAGCAACGACCGUGACGCCGUUGUUGCACAUGAAUGCAUUUCAAAAUGUCAAACACGUUGUAUGUGUCGCUGUAUUGUAUUGUUUGGUUAAAAAAAAAAAAUAAUAAAUACCUUUUUUUUCUGUCUU
Molecule: messenger RNA, 6895 nt
Organism: Phyllopteryx taeniolatus (common seadragon)
Lineage: Eukaryota; Metazoa; Chordata; Actinopteri; Syngnathiformes; Syngnathidae
Gene: lrrc38b
Product: leucine rich repeat containing 38b
Exons: 2
Coding region: 945-1826 (293 amino acids)
Cellular component (GO): voltage-gated potassium channel complex
Molecular function (GO): potassium channel activator activity; transmembrane transporter binding; voltage-gated potassium channel activity
Source: RefSeq, a predicted model, not a curated record